Molecule: messenger RNA, 3973 nt
Organism: Chionomys nivalis (European snow vole)
Lineage: Eukaryota; Metazoa; Chordata; Mammalia; Rodentia; Cricetidae
Gene: Casp9
Product: caspase 9
Exons: 9
Coding region: 140-1501 (453 amino acids)
Biological process (GO): regulation of apoptotic process; proteolysis
Molecular function (GO): cysteine-type endopeptidase activity
Source: RefSeq, a predicted model, not a curated record
GCCGAGUUGACUGCAGGCCCGCAGGGCCUCCACGGGGCGGGAUCCCUUGCUAGGGUGGUAUGGGGGCGGGGCGUGGGUGCCGGGGCGGAACCCGAGGGCCGGAAGCGGACGGAACCCGGGGUCCCGCAAGCAGCCCGCCAUGGACGAAGCGGACCGCCAGCUACUGCGGCGAUGUCGGGUGCGCCUGGUUGGCGAGCUGCAGGUCGCCGAGCUCUGGGACGCUCUGCUGAGUCGAGAGCUCUUCACGCGGGACAUGAUCGAGGAUAUCCAGCGGGCAGGCUCUGGGUCUCGGCGGGAUCAGGCCAGGCAGCUGGUCACCGAUCUUGAGACCCGAGGGAGGCAGGCCCUUCCUGUCUUCAUCUCCUGCUUAGAGGACACAGGCCAAGACACCCUGGCUUCAUUCUUGCGAACUAGCCGGCAAGCAGCCAAGCAGGAUCCAGAGGCUGUUAAACCCCUAGACCACCUGGUACCUGUGGUCCUGGGACCAAUUGGACUCACACCAAAGGAGCAGAGAGUAGUGAAGCCGGACCCAUCUCAGCCUGCCCAGGGAAACCUCACACCUGUGGUGCUGGGGCCAGAAGAACUCUGGCCUGCUCGCCUCAGACCAGAGGUUCUCAGACCAGAAACUCCCAGGCCAGUGGACAUUGGUUCUGACAGAAGCCAUGAUGUCUGUGCUCCAGAGAAGAUCAAGGGUCAUGCAGAUACGGCCUACAUCCUGGAUGCGGACCCCUGUGGCCACUGCCUCAUCAUCAACAAUGUGAACUUCCGCCCUUCCUCGGGGCUCAGCACACGCACUGGCUCCAACGUAGACUGUGAGAAGCUUCAGCACCGCUUCCACUGGCUGCAUUUCAUGGUGGAGGUGAAGAAUGACUUGACUGCCAAGAAAAUGGUCACAGCUUUGGUGGAGAUGGCACAACGGGACCACCGCACCCUGGACUGCUUUGUGGUGGUCAUCCUCUCUCAUGGGUGCCAGGCCAGCCACCUGCAGUUCCCGGGUGCUGUCUAUGGCACAGAUGGAUGUGCCGUGUCCAUCGAGAAAAUUGUGAACAUCUUCAAUGGGACUGGCUGCCCUAGCCUGGGAGGGAAGCCGAAGUUGUUCUUCAUCCAGGCCUGUGGUGGCGAGCAGAAAGACCACGGCUUUGAGGUGGCCUGUACUUCCUCUCAAGGCAAGGCCUCUGACAGUGACUCUGAGCCAGACGCUGUCCCAUACCAGGAAGGCCCAAGGACCUGUGACCAGCUGGAUGCCGUGUCAAGUUUGCCCACUCCCAGUGACAUCCUUGUAUCCUAUUCCACCUUCCCAGGUUUUGUCUCCUGGAGAGACAAGAAGAGUGGCUCCUGGUACAUUGAGACCUUGGACGGCGUCCUGGGGCAGUGGGCUCACUCUGAAGACCUGCAGUCCCUCCUCCUCAGGGUUGCCAAUGCUGUUUCUGAGAAAGGAAUUUAUAAGCAGAUUCCUGGCUGUUUUAACUUCCUCCGGAAGAAACUGUUUUUCAGGACUUAAUGAGGCUGGGGUUGCACAUUGCUUCAUUGUUCUUUCCUAAACCUUCAUACCCUGGAGGUGGCUGAGACCAGGACUGUCCUGAAAAGCCAGGGUUUUGGAACUGGGACAGGCCGCUCUUUCCCCUUGUGUGGCAGACAGGCUCCUAGCAGCUUCCAGGUUGGUGAGAGACGCAGAGCGGUGGAGGGAGAGGGAGAGUGUGCUGUGGAUGCCACCUGGCCUCUUCAUCUGUGCUUCAUCUAAGCACAGAUGAUCUGUGACCCCAGGCCCUCUCUAGAGCAGGGCUUCUCUGCCGCUGAAUGGCUGACGUGUGUGUGUGUGUGUGUGUGUGUGUGUGUGUGUGUGUAAUCCUGUCAUGGGAUUAUCCUGUGUAUUACAGGGUGUUUUGCACCAUCUCUGGUCUCUACCUGCCAGCUGCCAGGAGCACCCUUCCUGAGUUCUGCUAACCAGAAAUGUCUUCAGACAUUGUCACAUGUGCCCAGGGGACAUAACAGCCCCCACUGGAGGACCACUGUCCACAGGGGUCUGGGGCUCAGACCCGCAGUCCAGCGGAUCUCUGAGUUUCACUGAAGUUUUCAGAAGGGUUCGUUUUUCCUUUAUUGUAUCAUUUAUUUUUAAAAAAUAAAUCUUAGGCCAAAGGUCUUCCUUUUGCCUGUGUCGUUCCCCACUCCUAUUGUCUGUUCUUCCCUACAAAGGAGACUUUGGUUUUUUCCUGAACAUUUCUCCAUGUCUUCUAAGUUCCCUGCCUGAGUCCAGAAGGUGACUUCUGGGGGAGCCCGGAGUCUCCAUGGAUCAAGUCUCCUGUCUGAAGGACCAUGAUUACCCUUCUGGAGACACCUGGACAGAGCUUGGCUAUCCUGAGUCCCCACUGCUGUCUCCUAGUGUCUUCCUUGCCAAGUGAACCUGUCCCCUGAUGGCAGUGACGUGCAAUGGUGAAAUGCUGGCCUUCCCUGGAGAACGUGCUGCCCCUGGGGUCUGUAUAGCUAUCCUGACUUUGACUUAGUUUCCUUUCUUUCUGAUAGUCUUUGCUCUGUGAACAUCCACUGGAGCUCACAUGGUUCUGACUGUGUAGCGCAUCCCUGAUGCCUCCUGAGCACUGGAUUAUAGUGUGCCCCAUCACACCACACUCCUCCAGGGCUUUGUUUUCCGGGCCCUGAGGUAGGAUGUCUGGUUAAUAAGACAGAUCAUACCAGGACGUGAUUCAUAGAGUCACUUUAUUACUGCUUUCCAUGUGUGCAUUUCCAAGGUGACAGCCCCAGAGCCAUCUUCCCUUAGUUCUUUUGAAUCACCUGCAGGACACACAGGAGAAGGUGAGGUUAACCUGAUGGCUGAGCAUCGAGUUCAGUGACUCAGGGAGAAAGGGCAUGGUCAUGGCUUUCCCAACCUGUAAAGAGGGAUCUUCGCCUGGAGUCCUGCUGGGGCCUCAGGACCAGAGGCCACGCAUCUCUAAUGAGUGCAUGACAAAUGUACAGAUUGGUGUGGCUUUGGGUGCAAUUUGUUUCUUUGUUUUUCUGAGACUGGGUCUCACUGCAUAGCUCUGGCUGUUGUGGAAAUCAUUCUGUAGACCAGAGUGGCCUUGAACUCACAGAGCUGCCUGCCUCUCUCUGCCUCCCCAGUGCUGGGAUUAAAGGUGUGCACCACUAUGCCGUGCUAAUUUGUUUCCAAGACCAUUAGUGGAUCAAAUACUUUUUUGGGUGUGUCUGGUUUUGGUGCUGGGAUAGAAUUUGGGGUCUCACACCUGCGCUACCAUGGAACUGCACGAUAACCCUUGGGGCUUUUUUUUUUGAUAUGGGGUUUCUCAUAGCCCACGAUGGCUUCAGAGUUGCUUUGUAGCCAGGGAUGCCCUUGAAUUCCUGACCUCUCACCUCCCCGUGCUGGGAUUCCCUGUACAUUCUAACAUACAGGCUCCGUACACAGCGGAGCUGCCGGUUGCUAUAGCCCAGGCUCUCAGCAGAGUCCAAGGCUUGCUCACUUCAGCAGUGCAGGCAUUAUAAGGGAAUACAAAUGAAACAUCCCUUGUUGGUUUGUUUGGUUUUGCUUUUUUUCUUCUUAAAGACAGGGUUUCUUUAUGUAACAGCUCUGGUUGUCCUGGAACUCACUUUGUAGACCAAGGUGGACUUGAACUCACAGAGGUCUGCCUGCUUCUCCCUCCCAAAUGUAGGUGUUAAAGGUGUUUGCCACCAUUCCAGGCUAAAUGUUUUGAUUAUGUCUGGCAAUACAGAGUUUUUGUUUUGUUUUAUAUUUUUGUCUUAUAUGCACACAAAACCCAGAAGAGCACAUGGCAUGUAAUUCAGUGAUUCCCUCUGUAGAAUGGGAACACAGGUUAAAGUGAGGUCUUCACUGCUUACUUAAUAACUCCUAUAUUCUUUUUAUAAAAAUAUUUUAAAUAGGGCUGGAGAGAUGGCUCAGUGGUUAAGAGCACUGCCUGCUCUUCCAAAGGUCCUGAGUUCAAUUCCCAGCAACCACAUGGUGGCU